Molecule: messenger RNA, 1242 nt
Organism: Nomia melanderi (Alkali bee)
Lineage: Eukaryota; Metazoa; Arthropoda; Insecta; Hymenoptera; Halictidae
Gene: Hey
Product: Hairy/E(spl)-related with YRPW motif
Biological process (GO): regulation of DNA-templated transcription
Molecular function (GO): protein dimerization activity; DNA binding
Source: RefSeq, a predicted model, not a curated record
AUGUGGAGAGUAGUGGUAGCCCGCUCGGACGAGAACAGCACGUUGCUGUCCUCGGAGAUCGCUUCCGGUCCCGUUGGUUCCGGUCACAUUCCGAGCCUGCCCGGAGCUCCUUCCGGUCAUCACUGGGGCUACCCGCCCCCGCCGCAUCCGUCUUACCAGCCGCAGCAUCCCGACAUGCGUCAUCACCACGACAUGCGGCCGCCCCACGAUCUCCGACAUCCCACCGGCCCGGACCCCAGGGUGCAAGAAGUCGCGAGGCACGACGCGCUCAGGCCGGAUCUCAGGCACCCUGAGAUGCAGAGGCACCAGGACUUGCACAGAGCCGAGAUGCAGAGGCACCAGGACAUCAGGCAUCAAGAGAUGACGGGCAUGAGGCCGGACAUUGCUCCGGAGAUCAGGCCGGGACACGAGUUCACCGAUCUGAAGAUCGACGUCGCGGAUAUGAGGAGUCAGGAACAACCUCAACAACAGCAACAGCAGCAGCAACAGCAGCAGCAGCAGCAGUCGUCGCAGCAAGGGCAAAGUCAUCAGCAGAGGAACUUGAAGAGAGCCAUGAGCGACUCCGACUGCGACGACGUCUUCUCGGAAGAGAGCGGCAAGGAACCUUGCAACUCGCCCGGAGGCGAUUCCUGUCAGCACGCGUCGCGGAAGCGCAGGCGGGGGAUGAUCGAGAAGAAACGUCGCGACAGGAUAAACGCGUCCCUCGGCGAGCUGCGGAGAUUGGUACCCGCAGCGGCGAGAGACCCGCACAGCGGCAAACUGGAGAAGGCGGAAAUCCUGCAGCUGACCGUCGAGCAUCUACGAACGCUUCGGAACAAAGGACCGGAGGGGUACGACAGCACGAAGCUCGCCAUGGACUACCACGCCGUCGGAUGGGGCGAGUGCGCCGCAGAAGUGGGCCGGUACCUCGUCACCAUGGAGGGUCUCGACGAGAGGGAUCCCCUGAGAUUGCGACUGCUCUCUCACCUGCAGAGCUUCCACCGGGAGCACGCACCGGGCCCGGGCCCCGGCCACGGCCCCGUGGCCUCCACCGUUCCCCCGCCGACGUCCCUGACGUCCACGUCGUCGACGAGCAGCUACGAGCCGGCCAGCACCGUUUCCGCGGGGAUGCCGGCUGGAGCUGGCAGCAUGCCGCCCCUUUUGGGCGGCGGAGCGCUCGGGUGGAGCCAGUACCCUGGACAGUAUCCUCAGCAGCAGCACGGCAAACCGUACAGGCCUUGGGGGGCCGAGCUGGCCUAUUGA